This is a messenger RNA of Chelmon rostratus (copperband butterflyfish), 4652 nucleotides long. It is a transcript of the gene tefb, whose product is annotated as TEF transcription factor, PAR bZIP family member b. The record is from RefSeq and is a predicted model, not a curated record. Gene Ontology annotation, biological process: regulation of transcription by RNA polymerase II. Gene Ontology annotation, molecular function: DNA-binding transcription factor activity, RNA polymerase II-specific; RNA polymerase II cis-regulatory region sequence-specific DNA binding. The transcript has 4 exons. Gene Ontology annotation, cellular component: nucleus. The coding region runs from base 224 to 1369 and encodes 381 amino acids. NCBI's taxonomy places the organism in Eukaryota, Metazoa, Chordata, Actinopteri, Chaetodontiformes, Chaetodontidae.
CGAGUGGGCGUGGCAAAGGCGCUCGGUGGGCAAGGAGAACAAGGGGUCUCUGUAGUGUUGUUUUUGCAUCCAAACGCGUUGAAUUUGUCACACUGGCCUGACAUCAACAGCAGUGUUGAAACGAGCUCGGAGCCGCGUUCCGUUUGUUACUCUCGUUUCCCGGUGGAGGCGGCGGCUCUCGGUAACGUUACCGCUCGGUGUGCUCGGAGCUUGACGGCGAACAAUGCCUGGCAAAGCCGCGGUGACAGUGGCGCUUCAGCCCAGCGGCACCGCCGCUCCGGCGGCUCCGCAGAAGUCCUUCCCGUUUGUUAUAAAGAAGAUUAUGGACAUACCGCCUCCAAACAUCCUGGAGGAAGGCGACGACGAAAUAGAGAAGGAGAAGCUGUGCACAUCUGAAGAUGUGGAGGGAGGCGGGGCUGGGGCGACCAGUGCUGGUGGAGGUUCCAGAGGAGGCAGCGGCAGCAGUGGAGGGGUAUCGGCCUCCUUGACCCCGGCCAUUUGGGAGAAAACCAUUCCCUAUGAUGGGGAGACCUUCCACUUGGAGUACAUGGACCUGGAUGAGUUCCUCCUGGAGAACGGGAUCCCCGUGACCCUGGAGGAGGAGGAGCUGCAGAAGACUCUCACCUCAGUGGCAAGCAAAGGCAAAUUCAUCCCCAAGGUUACAGCUACAGCAUCUGCUACUCCGCCCCCCCCUGCCCCCGCUGCUGCUGCUGCUGCCCCCGACUCCGACUCCGCCUCAGCAUCUUCCUCCUCUGUCUCUGCCACCUCUCUGGUCACCUCAGAUCCAGAGGAACCUGUGACGGUCACUACGCUACAACCAGCUAAACUGGAAGAAGAAGAUGAGGAGGAAGAGGAGGAAGAAGAGGAAGGACAAGAUGAGGACCCUUCGUCUGAGGAGGCAACAGCAGAAGUGGAAGUGAAAGAGAAGCAAACAGAUUCUAACUCUGCAGAGCGCAACACACCCUCCCCCAUCGACCCAGACGCCAUUGAGGUGGACAUUAAUUUCCAGCCGGACCCCACAGACCUGGUCCUGUCCAGUGUGCCGGGGGGAGAGCUGUUCAACCCGCGCAAGCACAAGUUCUCCGAGGAGGAGCUGAAACCUCAGCCUAUGAUCAAGAAGGCCAAGAAAGUGUUUGUUCCAGAUGAGCAGAAGGAUGAGAGAUACUGGUCCAGGAGAAAGAAGAACAACGUGGCAGCAAAGCGCUCUCGCGACGCACGGCGGCUGAAGGAGAACCAGAUCACGGUGCGCGCCUCCUUCCUGGAGCGGGAAAACGCGGCGCUGCGGCAGCAAGUGGCCGAGCUGCGGAAGGACUGCGGCCGCUGCAAGAACAUCCUGGCCCGGUAUGAGGCUAAGUACGGCCCACUGUAAAAGAACUCUGAAUAAAUCACACAAAGUAUCAAUGAGACAAAAAGCAGAACUCCCUUCCCCGCAGAAUUCAACACAGACACAAACACCGAGGGAAUCUAAAUUUGCACUGUUGUCUUUGCUGACCUCCAGUCACUGUGUCAAGCUCUGAGUUUUGGACACACACUGGCAGGCAGCAAGGCGCGAUGGGAGCGGAGGUCACAGGAAGGCCUGUGGAGAGCGCCUGGCUCCUACACUCAGACAGGAAGGGGACGAUUGUGGACACUCCCAUGGUCAAACACACGUGGAAAAAAUGGUCCGUCUCAAAAGACGGUUUCAACAAAGUCAGGAAAUAUGAAAAGCAGACAGGUACAAAAGAAUCACAGGCUUUCAGAUACCACACAAAUCAGUUUUUAUCACUGCACAGCACUUAGUGGACCAAAGCAUGAGUUAGAAGUUGUGUAUUUAGAAUGGUGCACACUCGCCGUCCCUCACAUUUCCUUGUGUUGUACUUAGUGUCUGUUGUGUCCGUACUUCCUUUAAAAUACUGAUGCUCAGAAGAAGGGCGCUGAUGAACUCACGGCAGUGCAGGAGAGGGACAGACGAAUGAAGGGGCAGCAUCAGAGUCGCAGCGGCGCUUCUAGGCCGGAGAGAAAGGAAGCAAAGACCCCACGUCGGCAGAGGGGUGAGGAUGAGAGUCCGUUAGCGGUGUGAUUCAGUCACAGUUCUUCCUUCUUGUAACCAACAUGCACGCCUCUGCGCACACAAACACUAUUUAAACUGUUUGUAUAUAUAGUCAUCUCCCUGCACCACAGAGAUAUGUGGCGUGUAUCAGUGUCGAAUCCAUUUUUGCACUUUUUCUCAAAAAAAACCACAAUGCGUAAAGAUUACAGUGGUGGCAGGUAUCUACCUUUAUGUACCACAAACCCCAUGGGAGACACGGUAGCUUCUUGUUAGGAGGAAAAAAGAAAAAAAAAACAUGCAUGUCCUCCGGUUUAAAAGCUACGUAGUAUCCUUUUCUACUAACCUCAGAUCAGCUUCCAGAGCCCCACACGAGAUUUUGGGAUUCCUUAAGAGAUGAUGAUUUUACAAACGGAGAGAGAGUAGUCGUUUUUGUUCGGUAGGUUACUCCUGAAGGCAUAUGUCUGAUGAUCCCCAGGGCCCUCGCCGGUGGAGGGGUAUGUUCAACGGUAGGGAUGUUUAUUUUACUGCACACUGCAGGUAGAGGGCGCUAGAGCCGCUACCUGCCUGAUCUGGUGUAGUGAUGGCUGGAUUGAUUUUUGGUUUUGUUUUGUUUUUUAAAUUUAGGCAGGCCCAAAGCUGACUGCUUCUGAUCUUGUAAAUACUGAUUGUCUCAUGGUCUUUAUUUCCUGAGGCAGGGAUUCUGACUGUGUCUUUAUUAACCUAGUACUAUUCCUUAUAUUUGCCAAAUAGUCAAAGAGUGCUGUAUUUAUUCUGAUGGUAAUAAUGCAUCUGUUGAUUGUGAUGUACAACAAUAUGUCAGAUAAUUCUAUUUCCUUUGAGGAACAAUACUUCUAUGAAACCAAUGCAGGGAAUUCAAUGGGUAAACUGUGCUUUUGGAUGUUUGUUUUAAAAACAGAUUUAUAUAGUUUUAUGGGAUUUUUUUCUCUAUAUACAUACAAUAUGUGUCUGUACACACAGAGGACAAGGCACACUCUUAUUUACCUCAUCCAACACCUCCUGUUUUGAAUGGGUAAAAGUUUUAGUAGGGCUACAAAGUGGUGUUGGUUGAAACAGAGAGCACAUAAAAAGCAGCUUAGUUCCAUUUGGCAAAACCUUGAAUCCGAGGUGAUAAAUUGAGUUAUUUUUGCCAAAGCAGCUGAGUCUGUGUCUAAAUUAGUAAAUGCAUUGCAGACUGUUAUGGGACUCUAUAUCUCAAGUGUCUUUGGCUGAUGCGGAUUUUGUGAUCGGUCGGCUCGUGCUCAUUAUCGCCGUGAUCUCGGAAAGAAAAUAAAUGUGGCAAUAAUACUCUGUUAUGUAAUGCUCGUUUUAUUUCAGUGAUGAUGUUGUAUGUAAAGUUGCUAUGAUGUACUAAAUAGACAUGCCCCAAAGUCAUUUGUGCUUCCAGUUUAGAUCCUCUGUAGUCCAGGAUCCUAAUGCAUGAAACCCAGUAAACUUGUCUCUUUUUCCUUUUCUUUGCAUAUUUUACACCAAGUGUACUUACGUCUGUAAACCAUCACUGAAAACUCGAUAUGUUUCUGGAUGGGUUGGUUGAUGGUCUGUUGUACAGUUCUGUCAAAAGGAAAGCAGGGCAUCUUUUCUCUGAUGUCCUGUGUUUAUGACUCGCGUAAAAGCAGCACCUAUCCUUGUGCAGCCAGUGCUUGACCUUGGGGCGAACAUCAGCUGAAAACAGCAUCUUUUGAUCACUGUGUGGAUUGUUUUCUAUUUACUAAAGAUUGAUCUAUAUCUAGAUACACUGGAUCAGUUGGUGAUUUUGUGUUUUCUUGAGAGAUUCUCUGCUUAAGUUUCCUGAUGGCGUAAUAUAACACACAUCUCUCAGCGAUGUGUUUGAUUUUGCAUUGACAUUCAAACUCGACAUUGGCUGCAUUACGCUGUUUAUAUGUCGAUGUAGCUGACGAAUGCAAACUUUUGGCUUUUUUUUAACUAAAUUGAAAAUGUUCUGCCUAAGGCUGAGUAAAGGUACUGGCCAGGAGAGCCUUUUAGAGGACAACACGUCAAGAUCGUUUAUAGUACUGCAUACAGUAUGUAGCAAUCUUUCCUCUUCCUCCUUUUGUUUUGUUUUUUGAUGCGUAGCACCUCAUGGAACAAGCUUGCAACUCUGCUCAUUGAUGUUUAGCAGGCUGCAAAUUCUCCAAGAAAGGGGAAAAAUAUUAGCAGCGGUUUAGAUCUGCACUGAAAAUGUCAAGUUAGCCUAACGUGGUCGGUAACAGUGUGAGCGUAACCAGGCUAGCAGCUGUUACCUUUUCUUUUUGCUGGGAUUUAGUCAUUUUAAUAGCAGGGCUCGCCUCCCCACUUGCAAAUGUUCCACCAAAACAAACAAAACUGUUGGCUCUGCCUUUGGGUGCUUCGCAUCAGUGACACUAUGUCCUUGUUUACUAUUCAAAGUAGCUAUAGUACUCCUGGAAAAAUAUUUAAAAGUCUCUAUUGAAAACAUUUUUAAAGUUUUGUUUGUUUGUGGUGUUUUGCUUUAUUUUCUCUUUUUAUAUAAACAUAUGUUGGGUGUUUUUGUAUUGUCCUAACUAUGUACAGGAUACAUGCAACUGCAGUACCAUGUCCUAACUGUAUCUUGUAUCAUGCAUAUGAAAUAAAUUGGGAUGAAAUGACA